AUGUCGGUCAUGGCUCCUGCAAGAGACGACAGAAGUAUAGAACCUUCGCAAGCGAUAGAUAGUAUGACCGGCACAUCCAUCUCUGAAUUUGCCGGGCUUCCAGCCAUGCUUACUGUGUCUUCCUGUGUCGCAACUCGCUUGACGAUGGGGCCACUGCCCAUGUUGUUGGACUUGCAUCUGUCCGUUGCUACCACGGAGCCGACUGAGUGUCCACAAGGGGGCACAACAUAG
This is a messenger RNA of Colletotrichum costaricense, 231 nucleotides long. RefSeq lists its product as uncharacterized. The coding region runs from base 1 to 231 and encodes 76 amino acids. The transcript has a single exon. The record is from RefSeq and is a predicted model, not a curated record. NCBI's taxonomy places the organism in Eukaryota, Fungi, Ascomycota, Sordariomycetes, Glomerellales, Glomerellaceae.